AUGAAACUUCGCUUGGAGCAUUAUAUUUAUGACUUUAACAAUAGAGGUUUAUCAUAUGAAACAGCAGAGGCAAUCGCAGAUAUUGAAUCAACAAUUUUAUCACUAUCGUCUCAAGAUCUGACUAAAUCUAAUUCUCUAUGUUUAUCCCUAGCUGCAUCUCAAAGUAGCACUGUACUUCUUUCUCAAAAAGAUGAUAACCAAUUAUUUAAGCUAACCGAUUAG
Molecule: messenger RNA, 222 nt
Organism: Dentiscutata erythropus
Lineage: Eukaryota; Fungi; Glomeromycota; Glomeromycetes; Diversisporales; Gigasporaceae
Source: the annotation of a GenBank genome assembly